AUGUCCCCUAGAGUCAAGACGGAACCCGGGAGGGUCACUCUUUCUCAGGCAACCCUGCAGAACAUGGAUCAACUCUCUCAGCCCCAACACAACCCUUACAUGCCAGUAGUCUCCAGCCUGGUUUCCCGUGCGAUCCAGGAUGAUGAACUCUCCAGCCAGGAUAACUUUUCGUUAUGUUCAAGCACACAGCAUGGCCGUGGAACCUCCCACGAGAUGAAGGCGUGGUCUCUGAGUGAUGAUAUCAUUGACCCCAGCGCCGUCUCGACCGAGCCAGAGUCCCCAGAAGUUCAGAUGCUUUCCUUUUCUUUGUCGCAACAGCUGUUGCCCUCUGCUGGAAGCCAGUCGGAUGUUAUCUACCACGCCGUCUCCGAUUAUGCAGGCUUGCCGGAUAUGAAUGAUCAGAAUGACCUGGACUUCCAAAAUUAUGCUUCCAUGGUGGAUUUCAAUGCUUAUGAAAAUGAUGCUUGUGCUCAAAAUGGAUCCCAGAACUCUGUCUCCGACGAUGCUCUGUCCGUCGGUCACAGCUCUCAUACGGAUGACAGCCACUUUGUCGCAGCCAGCGACGCAUGGCCCCUCACAGUGGACACCGGAAACUACUCUGGAUCUCCCCUGGAACAAUUGUCCAAUGCCUUCCAGACUGCCCCUGUCUCCCCCCCUCUGACCGAAGCAAGCAAUGAUGUUUCUGUCACCUCAUCAUGCCCACACUCUGGAUAUCCCUCAUAUAUGCCUCACGACGGCGUUAUGCUUCGGGAUGUGACUACCACCCCCAUCUGCGGCCAAGGCCUGAACCUUGGGGACCCUAUGUUUCCUCUUACCCCUCCCCUGAGCGAACAGGACCCCAACAGAACCAUCCGGCCAACAAAGCAAGCUCGCAGACCGGCCUUGUCCGGCGCUGCCUCCCAGUCUCAGAGCAAGUCUGAGCAGGACAUUUUUCUCCCCGCUGCGGAGCCUCUCCGCCAAAGAUCCAAGGAAGGCGCUGAAUUGAGGAACCCCCGUGAUCACCCUUAUUACUCCCUGCCGACUCAAAGUGAUGGAAAAUACUACUGCCCCUUUGCUUCUGGAGAUAAGCCCUGCAACCACCCCCCAACCACCCAGAAGUGCGCUUAUCACAAAUACUUGGAUUCCCACUUGAAGCCUUACCGCUGCAAAGUCCCUGUCUGCAUGGAUGCCCAGCUGCAGUUCUCUUCAAAUGCUUGCCUGUUUCGCCAUGAACGCGAGGCCCACGGAUUCCACGGCCAUGGAGACAACCCCCACCUCUGUCUGUUCCCAGGCUGCGAAAGAGCCGUGCCCGGAUAUGGGUUCCCUCGUAGAUGGAAUCUCUAUGACCACAUGAGACGUGUUCACGACUACGCUUCGUCCGAGCGUCCCAGCUCCCGCGAACACUCCCCCAGCGCCGGCCAGGCUGCGAAGAAGAGGGAGAGCACUGGACGCAAGAGACGUGUCACCGGUGUCACCGGUGCUCCGCAGAUGAAGCGGUCACGCUCCAACCAGUCGCAGACCAGCGUCUCAAAGGUGGCCCACAUCCCCGCGCACCACGGCCAGAGACUGCAGAACGCCGAGAGAAGCUAUUAUAGCUGUCGCUCUCGGUUGCUUGAGGAACUAGCCAGCAUCCAACCCCAGGACUCGGCGAUGCACGAGAAGGUCAAUGCUAGCCUUCAAGAACUGAUCACCUUGGGACUGAACUACCGCCACAUCGAAGCCAGCCAGGCCGCUGCUCAAUUGAGCAACUGA
This is a messenger RNA of Penicilliopsis zonata CBS 506.65, 1731 nucleotides long. RefSeq lists its product as hypothetical. The coding region runs from base 1 to 1731 and encodes 576 amino acids. The record is from RefSeq and is a predicted model, not a curated record. NCBI's taxonomy places the organism in Eukaryota, Fungi, Ascomycota, Eurotiomycetes, Eurotiales, Aspergillaceae. The transcript has 3 exons.